Closterium sp. Naga37s-1 is the source of this 996-nucleotide messenger RNA. The record is from the annotation of a GenBank genome assembly. NCBI's taxonomy places the organism in Eukaryota, Viridiplantae, Streptophyta, Zygnematophyceae, Desmidiales, Closteriaceae.
AUGGCCACUCUUCGCACCGUGUUCAUCCUCGGCUUGGUCCUCGUCUCUCUCCCCGCGCUCUUUGCCGCAUCCGCACCAAAGCGGGGUGACGUUGCGGCUGGGGGAAGCGCAGUGGUCGCGCCGAGGUGGGGCCGCAAGCUGCUGGAAGCGAGCAGCGGUGCGGACGUGGACCACGUGGGCGGCGAGGAGGAGGAGGAGGAGGAGGAGGUGACGGAGGACGGGCUGGACGAGGCGGACACGGCGAUUUGGGGCCGCAAGCUGCUGGACCAGCAGGGUGGCGAGGAGGAGGAGGUGGGGGAGAUGACGGAGGACGGGCUGGACGAGGCGGUGCGGGUGCUGCAGAGCUUUAAGAAGUUCAAGAACGCGGUGAGUCAGGCGGCGAAGAGCGAGGCGGAGCAGAAGGCGGGAGGGUUCGCGAAGAAUGUGGUGAAGAAGGGUGGCAAGGACGCGCUCACGGCGGCGUUCAACGCGUACAGCAGCGGCAAGGGCGCCAAGGGUGCCCUGCAGGCGGGCGCUGGCUCGUCACGACUCAACGUUUCCUUCUCCACCCCACCUCCCCCCUGUUCCCACGUCCGCAACCCCACUGCCCCCUCUUCCCAUCCCCGCUCUCCUCGUUCUCGACACCGCCCCUGCCUGCGUGAAGGCGCGGUUCCCGCACAGUCUCGACCAGUCAUGGUGGGAGGCGGGUUGUCGACCAACCAAGCAGUCAGCCCCUGGGGAUUGGGCGUGGGCGACUGGUCGCCGCCUGCUGUGAAGCCCGGAGACCUCCUCGUGUUCAGAUGGUUUGGAGAAACACAUGAUGUCCAGAAGUUUGGAGACCCGGUAACAUAUGGCCUCUGCAGUUUCUUCAACACGAAACAAAUAUCGCCUGCCCGCCCUGUUGGCGUGAGGAUGUACAAAGUUAAAGCUAAUGACAAGGGCAGGACCCUUUACUUCUCGAGCAGCGUGGGAAGUGAUUGUGCAAAUGGAGUUAAAGUUGCCAUUCAUGUAAGGUAG